Coregonus clupeaformis (lake whitefish) is the source of this 1700-nucleotide messenger RNA. RefSeq names its product pigment epithelium-derived factor-like. Gene Ontology annotation, molecular function: serine-type endopeptidase inhibitor activity. Gene Ontology annotation, biological process: negative regulation of endopeptidase activity; negative regulation of angiogenesis. NCBI's taxonomy places the organism in Eukaryota, Metazoa, Chordata, Actinopteri, Salmoniformes, Salmonidae. The transcript has 8 exons. The coding region runs from base 108 to 1313 and encodes 401 amino acids. The record is from RefSeq and is a predicted model, not a curated record.
UCCAUACACCGCUGUGUGAAUCGCCCCGUUACAUUCAGCACUCCACCGGAGAGACGGCUGCUUGAGACACAGGGGCGGGCGACGUGGACCAUAAUCGUGCUAAAAGGAUGAUGCGGACGACCCUAAUGCUGUGUCUGGGGGCCCUCCUCUCCCUCUCUUAUGCUCAGUUGUUGGAGGCAGAGGAGGCGGGAGGGGAAGAGGAAGCUGUGGAGCUCUUUACCACGCCCAGAGCCAAGAUGGCAGCUGCCACCUCUGACUUCGGCUUCAACCUGUUCCGGGCCCUGGCUGGUCGCGACCCCAAGUCUAAUGUGUUCCUGGCACCCAUCAGCAUCUCUGCAGCGCUCACUCAGCUAUCCAUGGGAGCAUCUCCGGAUCGUUCAGAGAGGUGGUUAUACAGAGCUCUGAGGUAUCACACCCUGCAGGACCCUCAGCUCCACAACACUCUCAGAGACCUACUGGCCUCACUCAGAGCACCUGGCAAAGGCCUCAGCAUCGCUGCACGUGUCUACCUGGCCCGAAGACUGCGUCUGAAGCAGGAAUACUUUGGCGUGGUAGAGAAGCAGUAUGGGGUGCGGCCCAAGGCUCUGAUGGGUGGGGCUAAAGAUGUGAAUGAGAUCAAUGAUUGGGUCAAACAGCAGACGGGCGGCAAGGUCGACCACUUCAUAUCCAAGCCCCUGGGACGGAACUCUGGUGUGGUCCCUCUGGGCGCCGCCUACUUCAAAGGGAAGUGGAUAAUUCGGUUCAGUCAGAGUGGUGCGAUGGAGGACUUCCAGCUUGUUGGAGAGGCUCCCGCCCGCAUUCCCAUGAUGCAACAGGACAAUUACCCGGUGAAGAUGGGCGUAGACCCAGACCUGGGCUGUACAAUUGCUCAGAUCCAGAUGCAGGAUGACGUCAGCAUGUUUGUGUUCCUUCCUGAUGAUGUCACUCAGAACAUGACCUUGGUGGAGGAGAGCCUGACAGCUGAGUUUGUUCAGGACCUCUCCAUGACCCUUCACCCCGUGCAGGCAGCCCUCACACUGCCUGUCCUAAAAUUCAGCUACUCCACUGACCUCCUGCCACUUCUCCCUGACCUGGGUCUCAACGAAUUUCUGGCAGACACGGACCUGACUAAGAUCACGUCUCAGACGGCGAAGCUCGGCAGCCUCAAUCAUAAGGUUGUUAUGGAGAUGGCCCCAGAGGGCACCCAGUAUGCCAGCUCCCGCCCCGCCUCCACACCUCUGUCGUACCGCGUGGACCGUCCCUUCCUGUUCCUGGUGAGGGACGAGGCCUCGGGGGCACUGCUCUUUAUUGGCAGGGUGGUCAACCCACUUUAAGCUGGGGAUAUAAACACACACACACAAACACACACACACACACACACACUGUAUUCUAAGCAGGUCCUAGGAGGGGAUCAGCCAUCGUUAAGCUUAAGCUUCUUUGUGUCAUAAAUGCACAAUAUGAGAGGGUGGACAAGCGGCUAGAUUCAGCCAUGGAUCAUAUAAUACAGUUUCUUAAUCAUGUAUGAAUACCAUUCAGACCAAAAGUUCAGACCAAAAGUCUGAACACUCACAACUGAUAGUUUCAAGUUGUUUUCAGAAAAAGGAAUGUGAUUGAAAAGUACAGCUCUCAUAAUUUUUAAACAGAGGCACAUACUUUAACCAAAAAUAUACUCUUCAUAAUAUUGUCAAUUGCGAUGCAAGAAAUAAACAUUGAAGUUUUAA